GUACCUGUUUUUCGAAGUGUGUGAUCUGAUGUUCGACAAAUUCGACAACUCUUAAUACAAUGCAAUGGAUCUUAGGAAUAAAAUAAAUUCUUGGAUUAUUCUUCUCCUCGGAACUUUUGUUUAUAAAGUGUUUCAAUAGAAUUCCUUGGAUUUUUGUCCAGCGAUGUUGUAUUUGACAACGUCUGUGGUGCUCAGCCUGUGGUCUUCAGGAUUAUGCUUUUCUGGCCAAAACACUCCACCAGUAUUUGACAUGAAAAGAGAAUGGCUAAUACCAGAAGAUGAACCAAUUGGUAGACGAGUGACCACAGUCCGCACUCGAGACGAUGAGAAUGAUCCAAUAGAAUACGGUAUGGAGCCUGCAGUCUUCUUGGACGGAUCCAGCUACUUUACCAUCGACAAGAACACUGGAGAAGUUUUUGUAGCAAGCUCACUUUCAGGACAGGCUGGAAGUGAUUAUUAUUUAUUUAUCACGGCUAACGAUGGUCAUCAGACGGCGAAAAUUGAAGUCCUUGUCCGAGUCCUGAAGCCAAAUAACAGUUCAUCCCAGUCCAUUGUAGAUAAUCCUCUUCGUUCUCACGGCCCUCCGAAUCGAGGAAGUCUAAUACCUCAUCCUCCAUUCCAUACCCUGUCCAGGCCGCCACCAGGACUCUUCCCAGACAGACCACCCCCAUCGUCCGACCGACCAAGACCCAAUGCUCCACUCAUGUUCCCUACAUCGCAUAUCUACCCAUGGACGGAUAAAAAUUCGGUUGAAGUCACACCUUCACCUCCGGCAUCGUCGACGGAAAUCUCUGGCUCCGAAAAAUCGGAUGCCGGGAAACCGGACGUCGACGGAAAAGGGGAGACGGACAAGUUUGACGUGUCGACUCUUCUUCCCUUGCUGCUGACCGUCGCGUUUGCGCCAGUGGUCGUGGCCUUGUUGUGGAUUCUUAGAGUAAGAUGUAGAAAUCAGGAGAAACUAAAAGCAGAAAAAAAACUUACGGACCGCAGGCAGAGUGAGCUGUCGGAUGACAUGGAAGCCAAUCCUCACAUAAGCAUCUUGUACCUUCAGAGACCUCGAAUGGCCAACUCGAAUAGAUACGAAUCUGGUGAAUCCACUGGAGUGAUUCCAGAAAAUCGCAAAUGGGAAUUUCCCCGGCACCAUCUCCGAUUUCUAGGACUGUUAGGUGAGGGAUGCUUCGGUCAAGUGUGGAAAUGUGAAGCUCUCAACAUAUACAAUUCCGAUGGCGCUGCCCUCGUUGCUGUAAAAACGCUCAAAGAUAACGCCACCGAGAAGGAAAAGAAAGACUUGGUGAAUGAACUGGAAGUGAUGAAGCUGCUGGACCCGCAUCCCAACGUAGUCACGCUCCUGGGUUGCUGCACCGACAGAGAUCCAUUGUUCUUGAUCAUGGAAUACGUGCACAAUGGAAAACUACAGACAUACCUGCGAGAAAGCCGAGCAGAACGUUUCUAUGGAAACUUACACGGAAGCAGUAGGAAUCUGACGUCCAGGGAUCUCACUUCCUUCGCCUAUCAAGUUGCCAAAGGGAUGGAAUAUCUCUCCUCCAAAGGGAUAAUCCAUAGAGAUUUAGCGGCGAGAAAUGUUUUAGUCGCAGAUACCAAAACUUGCAAAGUAGCGGACUUUGGGUUCGCGAGAGAUGUUAUCAUCAACCACGUAUACGAAAGAAAGUCUGAGGGACGUCUUCCAAUAAGAUGGAUGGCACCAGAAUCCCUGUAUGAUAAUAUUUACACAACGAAAACAGACGUCUGGUCUUUUGGUGUUGUUAUGUGGGAAAUAGUGACGUUGGGUUCGACUCCUUAUCCAGGAAUGGCUGCGUCUGAAGUCAUGCGCAAAGUGAAAGAGGGCUUCAGGUUAGAGAAGCCGGAGCAUUGCAAGCGUGAGGUUUACAACAUCAUGUUCUAUUGCUGGGACAAGGACUCGAACAAACGACCGUCUUUCUCUGAACUUGUGCUGCUCUUGGACAAGCUGUUGAUCAGCGAGAAUGACUAUAUAGAGCUAGACAGAUUUCCAGACCACUCAUACUACAAUAUCACCAGUUUAUCAGGCGAAAAACUCUGAUAAGACAGUCUUAAUCUGUUCUAUAAAAGUCAUUGCCAGAUGUAGAGUAGGAUUGUUCCACCAGGAAAUUUCAUUUUGAGAGACAACCGUGUUUUCCGUAAUUUCGAAGAUGCUUUUAAUUUUUAUGUUGUCUUUGUCUCACUGUCUAUAGAAAAUGCCUGUGGAUUUUAUCAAGAUUAUUUAUGAAGUUUUUAUGAGAUUAUUUUAACAGACUUGCUAUUGCUUACAAGUAUAAAACAGGGGUUCUCAACCUUUUAGACUCUGCACCUCCAUUCAGACAUUGAUCUGAAGGCACGGCCCCUCCCUCCCUUACCACCGCCAUUUGUUGUAAAUACCCUACAGUCAAGAUUUGAAUCUGAAGCUAGUUAAAAUCGCUUAAACUGUUUAUAAAAUUUCAUGUAGAUAAUAUCGAACACAAAAUUAAACAUUACAAUACAUAACUUUAUUACAUAAUGCUAGACUAUAGAAAAUUAAGGAAUCAAAGAACUAAAUACAAGUUAAUUUGAUAUAAACGAAGAGCUAGGCGAGGUUUGCGUGUAAUGCCAGUCAUCUUCACAACACCCAUCCUAUUGCUACCACGUUUGGUUCUUGACAGGUUUUUUGAUUACAGUCCGAUCCGGCUCGGGGUAAGGUGACCUCUGCCACCGCCUAGUGCGGUAGAUUUGAGGGGCGGAAAAUUUCAUGUAGUCAAAAUAAAAAUUGAAGACAAUAUUUUUUGGUUCAGUAAGAGGCAGUGAUGUUUGAAGCAAGAGUCAAGAUGAGGGGAUGGGACCUGUGGACAUCGCCUGGGCUGGCAGAACUACUACCACCGGUCUUGAUUACAGUACAACCUCGUUUAUCCGGACUAACUGAAACCCGAAGGCAACCCGGAUAAACAAAAAUUCCGGGUAAUGUGGGUAAUAACCCUGUGCGGCA
This is a messenger RNA of Uloborus diversus, 2974 nucleotides long. It is a transcript of the gene Cad96Ca, whose product is annotated as tyrosine kinase receptor Cad96Ca-like. The record is from RefSeq and is a predicted model, not a curated record. Gene Ontology annotation, biological process: multicellular organism development; homophilic cell-cell adhesion; positive regulation of kinase activity. Gene Ontology annotation, cellular component: signaling receptor complex; membrane. Gene Ontology annotation, molecular function: transmembrane receptor protein tyrosine kinase activity; calcium ion binding; ATP binding. The coding region runs from base 164 to 2059 and encodes 631 amino acids. The transcript has 12 exons. Lineage: Eukaryota; Metazoa; Arthropoda; Arachnida; Araneae; Uloboridae.